This is a messenger RNA of Etheostoma cragini (Arkansas darter), 5055 nucleotides long. RefSeq names its product unconventional myosin-XVIIIb-like. Gene Ontology annotation, cellular component: myosin complex. The record is from RefSeq and is a predicted model, not a curated record. The transcript is spliced from 28 exons. The coding region runs from base 1 to 4911 and encodes 1636 amino acids. Gene Ontology annotation, molecular function: ATP binding; cytoskeletal motor activity; protein binding. Lineage: Eukaryota; Metazoa; Chordata; Actinopteri; Perciformes; Percidae.
AUGGACUUCAUUAUCUCAGGAAAGGGACGAGGCAGCUCCACAAGGUUCCUGGUGGAGAAAAACCCGAUCAGGGUGCAGAUGUCUCCUCACACCUGCAGACUCACCUUCACUGGAAACCACUUGCCAAGCAAGCUGAGCGACAACCUGGUGCAGCAGUUCCUCCUCCCGGAUCAGACUCCUCCCAUCCUGGAGGCGGAGAUGUCGCUCCGGGCCGAGCUGCAGACGACCAGCAGCAAGCAGACGGACAGCCGGGCCUCGGGUCCGAGGCAGAUCUACUCUCCUGACCCCGGCAACAGACAGGAAGUGACCCCAGAGCCACUGAAGCAGCAUCAGGAAGGGAAGUCGGAGAAGAAUGUGAAGAAGCAGAAAGAGAAGGAGAGGAUGGAGGAGGUGCAACGGGUGGAGAAGAAAGAGGAGAAGGUGGAGGAAAGGAUGGAGCCAGAGGGAAGGCCAGCAGACACGACCGUAACAGAGCACCACAUGAGAGAGCGGGUCAUGUCGUUAGGGCGAGGGAGUUUUAUACCGUCGCCUGAUUGGUUGGUUUUUGUACUCGUUUCAGCCACUCAGCUGAAGCCAGAUGAAGGCACACCCGAACUCCCAGAAGGCCGAGUGAGAGUCCGUCUGCAGACCGACGGCUCGCUGCACGACGUCACGGAGUACGAGAUCGAGAAGUGCAACCCCUCAGAGCUGGACCUGUGCGAGGAUCUCAGCGACCUGCAGAGCGUCAACGAAUGCGGAGUCCUGCACAACCUGACCAGUCGAGCUAAAGCCAACCUGCCGCUCACGCACGCCGGGCCCAACCUGGUCAACCUGUGGCCGCCGGUACAGGCUCACAGCAAGUGUUUGUGUGUGUGUGUCUCUGUGUGUGUGUGUGUGUGUGUGUCGUCCAGGGCUCUGAGCAGCCAGCAGCUGACCUUGUCCUCGGUGAUGGUGGUGGACCCGCCGGGCCUCAGGAACCCGAGACACUCGGACGGGGAGCGAGCGGCCGGCUGGCCCGAACUCUGCCACAACUACCUGCAGGAGAGGCUGCUGGAGCACUACCACACACACACCUUCACACACACACUGGACAGAUACACACAGGAGAAGAUCCCAGUGGAGAUGGAGUGUCCGGAGAACAGUCCAGCGGAGGUGGUGUCUGCGAUCGACCAGCCGCCUCCACAGGUUGAUCUGAUUCCUGCAUGUGAUGUCUUCCUCAGAGCGGAGGUGAAGAACCUGUUCAGCCCGAAGGUCCCCCUGCCCCCCCUGUGUCGAGGUCUGGGCGGUCUGGACGGCAGCAGCCAGCGCUCUCUGCAGAGGAACGGCACCAUCAGGAAAACCCUCAGCGGAGGCAUGGCGGCCAUACGCAGACACUCCCAAUGCAUCGCCGUCAAACUCCAGGCAGACGCCCUGGUGAACCUGAUCCGCCGAGCCAGGCCCGUGUUCCUGCAGUGUGUGCUCGCAAAGACCGACGGGGGAGGCUUCGACGUGCCGGCGCUCCGAGUACAGCUGCACGCCACGCAGAUCCUGUCGGCCCUGCAGCUCCACCGCACAGGUUAUCCAGAUCACAUGUCUUUGAGUGACUUCAGGUGUCACUUCCAGGCGUUGUCUCCUCCGAUUAUGAAGCGUUACGCGUCGAUGUUUGUCAGCCACGAUGAGAGAAAGGCGGUGGAGGAGUUACUGGGCGAGUUGGAUCUGGAUAAGAAGAGCAUCGUGGUGGGCGCCAGCAGGGUGUUCAUGAAGCGAGGCGUGCUGGGCUACCUGGAGCAGCAGCGGGACCAGCAGGUUACCGGCUGGCUGAUCCAUCUGCAGGCCGCCUGCGUGGCACAUCUGGCCCGUCAGAGGUACCGCAAACUCAAGGUCAGUCUUACAGCCGUGACAUCGGAGCUAAGCGACGAGCGUUUCCGUGGCGAUGCGGUGGGUCAGGCUCUGGACGUGGAGCGGGUCGAGAGGAUCCGACUCGGCAAGGAGAACAAAGACCUGCAGGCCCGUCUGGACCAGUGCAAGGUCACCAUGGAAACCCUGGAGAAGCAGCUGGAGGAGGAGAAGCACAAAGCUCAGGUGGCGGAGGGUCAGCGGGGAGCAGCGACAGAGAGCGAGCUGGCCAUGCAGCUGGAGUGCUGCCAGACGGAGGUGGAGUUUGUCCGCAGACGGCUGAAGCAGACGGAGGAAAAACUGGAGACGGAGAGACAGACCCGACAACAGCUCGAUACCAAGGUUGCGACCCUGCAGACCCAGCUGGAGCAGUCCAGGCGGAGUGCGACCGAUCUGAAGCGCCACUGCCGGCGCGUGACCUCUGACCUGCAGGACGCCCGCGUGCUCGCCGACAGCCUGCAGGGCCGCAUGCACGAGGUGGACCGCAAGCAGAGAAGGUUCGACAGCGAGUUGACUCAGGCUCUGGAGGAAGCCGACACCGAGAGGGAGCUGAAGGACAAAGCUUUCCAGGAGAACGCCGCUCUGGGGGCGGAGAUAUACACUCUGCGCCGCAACCUCCAGGUGCGUUUGGAUCCAUCGGCGUUUAAAACCACGAAGAAAACCUCGGGGGAACAUCACGCUGAAGGACUCAGGUCCCAGUACCACAGAUUAUGUCAUGAGUGUAACACAGCCUGCAGUCCUGCACUCCAGCAGAGCGCGUCGAGGGUGCAGUUCCUGGAGGCGUCCACUGUGGGGCGUAGCAUCGUCAGCAAACAGGAGGCGCGCGUGUGUGACCUGGAAAACAAACUGGAGUUUCAGAGAGGGCAAGUCAAGAGGUUUGAGGUGCUGGUGUUGCGUUUGAGGGACAGCGUGGUCCGUCUGGGCGAGGAGCUGGAGCAGAGCGCCCGGGCCGAGGCUCGCGAGCGGGACAACGCCCGCUACUACCAGCAGCGUGUGCAGGACAUGAGGCUGGAGAUGGAGGAGCUGGUCCAGAGGGAGCAGGACAGCGGCCGCAGACGCAUGGAGCUGGAUCUCAGAGUCUCCUCCACCGUUGGAGGUUCCUGCCACGUGGACCUUGGGACUUCCAGCCUAUACUCGGCACAGAUGUUCCUGUGCAACGCCAGCCGCUCGGUUCCGUGUAUACGCCGCACACCUGCCUGUAUUUCACGUGCUUCAUUUUACGUGCCAGACUGUCUCAGUGGCGUCUUUACCCAGCCUGCACCUGGGGUCCUGUCUGGUGUGGUGGGUCACAGAGACUUCGAUGUGGAGAAGAAGCUGAAGCGAGACCUGAAGAGGACUCACGCCCUGCUGGCCGACGCCCAGCUGCUUCUGUCCACCGUCGACAGCCCGGGGCAGAACCCCCCCGCCGGCAGCAGGGAGCAGAUAGAGCGGCUGCACUGCCAGCUGGAGGAGAGCGAGGCGAAGCGGCUGCAGGCCGAGAGCCUCCAGGCGACGCUCUCCCAGGAGCUGGACAACUGUCAGAAUGAACUGGAAAACAUCUGCAAACAGAAGAGUAUGGUGGAUGAGCAGCUGGUGCUGCUGCAGCAUGAGAAGGUGGACCUGCUGAAGAGACUGGAGGAGGACCAGGAAGACCUGAAUGAACUCAUGAAGAAGCACAAAGCGCUCAUCGCUCAGUCGUCCAGCGACAUCGCUCAGAUCAGAGAGCUGCAGGCGGAGCUGGAGGAGGUGAAGAAGCAGAGACACUCCCUGCAGGAGGAGGAGAUGCAGGUGGAGGAGCUCGGCGCCGUCAGACAGACGCUGCAGGCCGACCUGGAGACGUCCAUCCGCCGCAUCGUGGACCUGCAGGCCGCGCUGGAGGAGGUGGAGUCCAGCGACGAGAGCGACUGUGAAAGCGUUCAAACGGCUGUGGAGUCGUUGACUCGAAAGAAAGACCUUGACUCGGUGUCCAGUGUCGGGACCGAGGACGUAGGAGAGGGGAUUCGUCAUUGGCUCGGCGUGCCCAGAGGAGCGUCCCGUGGGAGUGGCUCCCCCUACGGCAGCAGUACCAUCAGCAGCCAAGGGGGGCGCCAGUCUGUCGCUGACACCAUGAGCACCUACAGCUUCCGAUCUUGUGUGGACCCUGAUGACGAGCCCUCUGAGGCUGGCGCAGGGGGGACCAGAGGUCUCGGUCGCGCCCCGUCCUCCGCGCUGUCUGAGCUGCUGGACGGACUCCGCAAACGCCGGGCCGGCGGCGACCCCAGUGACGGAGCCGGCAGCGCCGUCUCCCUGCCGGUGUACCAGACGACCGCGGCCUCGACUCUCAGACGGCGGGCCUCGGCCCUCUCUCUGGGCCCAGGCGACCUGGAGCCCCGGCCCGGCCCCGGCAUCCUCAAACCGCCUUCCCCGCUGCUGCAGCGCGCCGCCAGCGCUCGCUCCAUCGGCGCCGCCCAAACAUCCGCCGCCGCCGCCUCUACAGCCGGAGCCAAACUCUCCCGCUUCAACUCCAGUGAGUCUCUGUCUUCGCUUCCCUCGCUGCCGCGCCUCUCCUCCUUGGCGUCCUCCCUCGCUGCUCGCCACCACCCCCCCUCCCUGUCCAUCCCGGAGGAGGAUGCGGAUCAACCCCGCCGAUCAGUGACCAUGGAGCGCUCCCCUCAGCCACUGAGGCGGUGCAUGCUGGGGACUCUCGCUUUGGAGGACGGAGGCGAAGGCGCCCUGGGCUCCGAACCCAUGGUGUUCCAAAACCGCCGGCUGAUUGAGGAUGGCGGGCGCGACGACACGGCAUCUGACAUCCUCCCCGCCAUCCGGAGAGCCCAGUCCACCAGCAGCCUGGCCGGCUCGCUCAGAGGAGGCCGGAGGGCGCUGAGCGUCCACUUUGGAGAGCUGCCGCCGUCGACCCGCAGCAGGAAAAGCUCCGAGACGGAGUCCUCCAGCUCAGGGGGAUCGGGGGGAAGUUCCCAGGGCGGGGGGACCAGACGCCGGUUUGAGAGGCCACAGGGAGAGAGACUGGAGGCGGAGGGCAGCGAGGGCGGAGACGUGGCUUCGGUCAUGAAGAGAUACCUUAAAAAGGAGACUGACUGAAGCAGAUGAGACCCGUUGUGUGUCCACGUCUCGACAGACUGAAGACUGCAGUCAAGGCUGAACAAAAACACUUCACAAGCUGACGCUUAUUAAAGCCAACUGAAAAUACAUUCGCCCUCAAUCAACAGAUGAGCACUGUUUGUA